Messenger RNA from Carica papaya (papaya), 1727 nucleotides. Its product is annotated as transferases/nucleotidyltransferase. Gene Ontology annotation, molecular function: guanyl-nucleotide exchange factor activity; translation initiation factor activity. Gene Ontology annotation, biological process: cytoplasmic translational initiation; biosynthetic process. Gene Ontology annotation, cellular component: guanyl-nucleotide exchange factor complex; eukaryotic translation initiation factor 2B complex. NCBI's taxonomy places the organism in Eukaryota, Viridiplantae, Streptophyta, Magnoliopsida, Brassicales, Caricaceae. The record is from RefSeq and is a predicted model, not a curated record.
AACCGAAGGAUUCACUCCCUUCUCUUCAUCAUCUCGGAGAUGGAUUUUCAGGUGGUGGUCUUAGCCGGCGGCACUUCAACCAAGCUCGUCCCUUUAGUUUCCAAGGAGGUGCCAAAGGCUUUACUUCCUGUGGCAAACAGGCCGGUUCUCUCCUACGUUUUGGAGCAACUUGAGCUCUGUAACAUUAAGGAUCUUAUUGUUGUGGUUGAAGGGGAGGAUGCAGCUCUUCAAGUCGGUGCUUGGAUUUCUGGGGCUUAUGUUGAUCGCCUACAUGUCGAGGUUGCUGCAGUCCCUGAUGAUGUUGGAACUGCUGGUGCCCUUCGGGCCAUUGCGCAUCACUUGACUGCCAAAGAUGUUUUGGUUGUGAGUGGGGAUCUUGUUUCGGAUGUUCCACUUGGUGCAGUUGCGGCUACACAUAGACGACAUGAUGCAGUUGUAACUACAAUGCUUUGCCCCGCCCCUGUCAGUGGACCAUCAGAGUCUGGAUCCUCUGUUGGAAAAGAUAAAACAAAGAAACCAGGACGCUAUGACAUUAUAGGACUGGAUCCCUCUAAGCAAUUUUUGUUAUACAUCGCCACAGGAGCUGAAGUGGAGAAAGACACUCGAAUUCAGAAGAGAAUUCUCCGUGCAGUAGGUCAGAUGGAAAUUCGAGCUGAUCUCAUGGAUGCUCACAUGUAUGCCUUCAAGAGGUCUGUCCUUCAAGAAGUUCUUGCUCAAAAUGGUACAUUCCAAAGCUUAAAACAGGAUGUACUUCCUUAUCUUGUCCGCAGUCAGUUGAAAUCAGAAGCUUUAUCAAAUGGUGCACAAGUGGAAGAAAAUGGAAAUGAGAAGGUUGGUUUCCAGAGCAACCAGGUAGUGCAGGCUCAGAUACUUGCUAAUGCAUCCUCACCAAGGUUUCACAACCUCUACGCAUCGGUUCCUUGUGGUUCUGCAACUGUUCGGAAAAUCCAUAAAUGCUGUGCUUAUAUUGCAAGUGACAGCAAGUAUUGUGUGCGCUUGAAUUCUAUCCAAGCUUUCAUGGACAUCAAUCGAGAUGUUAUCGGUGAAGCAAAUCAUCUUUCAGGAUAUACCUUCUCUGCCCAUAAUAACAUUAUCCAUCCUUCAGCGGAGCAUGGGUCCAAAACUACUGUAGGACCGCAUUGUAUGCUAGGAGAAGGUUCACAAAUGGGUGACAAAUGUAGUGUGAAAAGAUCAGUAAUUGGCCGUCACUGCCGAAUAGGUUCCAAUGUGAAGGUCGUUAAUUCAGUGGUAAUGAAUCAUGUUACCAUUGGAGAUGGUUGUUCAAUACAAGGUUCUGUAGUUUGCAGCAACGUACAGCUUCAAGAGCGAGUUGUAUUGAAAGAUUGUCAAGUUGGAGCAGGUUAUGUUGUAGCUGCAGGUAAUGAGUAUAAAGGAGAGUCUUUGGCUAAAAAGGAGAAAUAAAAGGAAGAGGAAGAAGAGCAAGUUUCAGCCUUAGAAGAGGAAUGCAAAUCUCAAUUUGCUAUUGGUUUCUUGCAGCACAACUCACUGCAUACACCGGAAAGAUGGCAGGAAGCAAGUGCAGGUUCGUACCCUAUUCGAUGAAAAGAAAAAGAAAAUGUCUUCUUUGCAUAUUGAUUUUCAGCUCUCGUGCUGCUUGAAUCUGAUUCUGUAUCCCAUGUAAUUUUACAAUUGACAGAGGGACAAAUAUUAGAUUAUCACCAAUUUUGUAAUGGGUAGAUUAAUAGAUUAUAUGGAUUUUCUUUUUA